UUUUUUUUAUCCGCCAAACCGUAUCCGAAACGCAGGCCAGUAGUGACCUUCUACAUCUGAGGCCCGCUUCAGAUUUACUGGUACCUACCUAGCUCAGUACUCCAGGAACUGACAAAUACAGGUCUUCCAUUUCUUCUUCAUUCCUUCAACUACAUUCUCUCACUCACUCAAACAUUAUUCUUCACUUCACUUCUCUUCGAAUUCUACUUCUUGGCUUUACACAACUUACAACCCCUAUCCUUGAAAUUCUCCAUAUUAUACGUCACGACAAGACAUCUCGAACCCACCCGCAUCUGACUUUGACGCUUCUGACGCCUCGUCGCAUUCGUUCAACCCCCCUUUACAUCCUUCCACGGUACUACCACUCCUUUAUACUGUACGCGCCGUAGUCUCGACUCUCCGUUACUCUUGGCCCCUAUGACCGCCAGGGCUCGACGACCUCAAAACAAACCCGCCCGGCCGCCCCUGACGAUCAAGACAGAAGCAGAGGAUGCGAAUGGAAACGGUCACCUCAACGGCAACGGCAAAAUGAGCAGCGGAGUAGAGAUGCGCCGCAAGGCGGCCAACCCAGACGUCGAUAACGUUGCUGCCAACUUCAUCAAGAGCGAGUCCUUUUCCCUCGACGAUCCGAUUCCAAAGACCCCUUCUCUUAACAACCACGGUUUCUUCGAUCUUCCUCGACAAGACCAGAGGAACUUUCUCCUCUUGGUACUUCUAUACUUCUUGCAGGGCAUCCCCAUGGGCUUGGCCACAGGCUCUGUGCCUUUUUUGCUGAAGAACCAUAUGUCGUACAGUGAAAUUGGUAUCUUCAGUCUUGCUUCAUACCCUUACUCUCUGAAGCUCUUCUGGAGUCCUUUCGUGGACGCUGUUUGGAGUCCCAAGAUUGGUCGGCGCAAGACAUGGAUCGUCCCGAUUCAGUUUCUCUCCGGCUUCGGCAUGCUCUGGUUGGGAUCCCAUGUGGAAGACAUGAUGGCCUCCGCCGGUAAGCCUGGCGGCAUGACAGCGUUCUCGUUUAUGCUUUGGUGGUUCUUUCUCGUCCUCAUGUGCGCCACCCAAGAUAUCGCUGUGGACGGCUGGGCGCUCACUCUCCUGACGCCUGGAAACGUAUCAUACGCUUCAACUGCGCAGACUGUUGGCCUCACUGCUGGCCACUUUAUGUCAUACACUGUUUUCCUCGCCUUCAAUGCUGCUGACUUUGCCAACAAGUGGUUCAGGGCAGUUCCUUCAGAUGAUGGUCUUCUCUCACUAGGGGGAUAUCUCAAGUUCUGGGGUUGGUCAUACAUCAUUGUCACCGUUGGACUCGGCCUUUUGAAGAAGGAGGACAAGUCGCAGAACGAAGAUGGUGUCUGGGAUGUCUACCGCAUCAUGUGGGGUAUUCUCAAGCUCAAAAACGUCCAGACCAUUAUCAUUGUUCAUCUGAUUGCCAAGAUUGGCUUCCAGGCUAACGACGGCGUUACAAACUUGAAGCUCCUCGACAAGGGCUUUGGCAAGGACAACAUGGCGCUGACGGUUCUCAUCGACUUCCCAUUCGAGAUUGGUCUGGGCUACUAUGCCGGAAUGUGGUCGCAAAAGUAUACACCGAUGCGCCUUUGGUGCUGGGGAUUUGUGGGCAGACUUGUUGCUGCUCUCUCCGCCCAAUUCGUUGUCGCUAUUUUCCCUGAUGAAGGAGUUACAUCAUGGUAUCUGUUGGUGGUUAUCGCUGAACACCUUUUCUCAACAUUCACAAACACAAUCAUGUUUGUCGCUGUCUCUGCUUUCCAUGCCCGGGUGUCUGACCCCGUCAUUGGCGGCACUUACAUGACUCUCCUUGCAACUGUCUGCAAUCUGGGCGGCACAUUCCCUAGAUAUUUCGUACUCCGGCUCGUUGACAGCUUCACUGUGGCUACGUGCGAGCCUGGCAAAUCAGAUGCCACGACAAUCAAGGGCACACUUAUCAAAGAUGCAUUCUCAUGCGCUGUACAGUCUGAGAAGGAGAGAUGUGAGGCUGGUGGCGGAACAUGCCACAUGAUCCACGACGGAUACUAUACAGUGAACAUAUUAUGUGUCCUGUUUGGUGCUGCAACUUUCUUCUGGUACAUCAAGCCAAAGGUGUUGCAUCUCCAGAGUCUACCUCUGCGGGCGUGGAGAUUAGCACCGGGAAACGAGAACAAGCGAUAGAUCAAGAGGAGGAAGAAAUCUAAUGUUAAUUUGGCAACAUGUACAAGUAGUAAAUUGGGAAGCAUGCGCUGCAGCGUUUGAUACCCGUGGACAUAUCAGCACAAUGUACUUAGAUGCUUGCUCAUUCACAAGAUAGUAGCCCUGAUCGGUCAAGUCAAAUACACUUUGUUAGUUGUUAA
Molecule: messenger RNA, 2336 nt
Organism: Fusarium oxysporum Fo47
Lineage: Eukaryota; Fungi; Ascomycota; Sordariomycetes; Hypocreales; Nectriaceae
Product: acetyl-coenzyme A transporter 1-domain-containing protein
Exons: 2
Coding region: 418-2157 (579 amino acids)
Cellular component (GO): membrane
Molecular function (GO): acetyl-CoA transmembrane transporter activity
Source: RefSeq, a predicted model, not a curated record